ACAUGACAGCUUGAGAAUUGUAGACAAUAAAAUUUUUCUAAUUUUCUCUCAAUCAAAAUAGUCCAUUCAUUUGUAUUUGUUUUAAUUAUUUGAUGAAUAAUUUUGUUUAUUUUUCGUUAUCAUUGUUUAGUUUAUUGAUCGUUUUAUUCAUCUACGUAAGAUGAGUGACCAGGAAGUGAAAAGUAAAAAAAGUCUCCGAGGAAGAAGUAAAAAUAAGACUACAAGUUCAUCUUGUUCUUCUGGUGUCAAAGAUAAUGAUAAAAACAAUGGAUCUAAUCAACGAUCAGCUGGUUCUAAGAAAAGUGCUAACAAAAAGAAAGGUUCAUCUUCGAUAAUACUUAAACUUGGCUGUGUAAGAGGUAGAAUAAGGAUUGAAGAUACAAGUUCCGAUGAAGAGAUUGUACCCAAAGUGGAGCCAAUUAGUAAAUUAGAGACUAAUGAGAUUCCGGUUGAAGUUAAACAAGAGAAAUUGUUGUCCAGUGAAUUGGAGGAAAAAGUUUCAGAUGAAAAUUAUAUCAAUCGAUUUAUUAAAACAGAGAAAUUCAAUCUUCCAGAGAUCAAUCAUUUGUCUCUAAUUCAUACAACACAAACAUCAUCAUUGAUAUCUAAAGACGAUUUAGUCGAUGACAAUUCACCUUCUUUAUCUGUCUCGGGUGGUCCUCGAGCUAAUAUUCCAUUACAAACUAGACAACCUUUAGCCCCGAGACAUAAAGCAAAUUCGAUUGGUGAUAAAUGUCCCAGUCCACGUAUCCCUAAUUGCGAUAAAUGUGAACAUCCGACUCUACUUCUUGAAAAAUUGCAGUUAAGCUUCCGUCCCACGUUAGAAGAGCUCAAGGAACGUAAAGUCAUUCGUUUUAAUGAUUAUGUUGAAGUAACUCAGGCCCAUGAUUAUGAUCGUCGAGCUGAUAAACCAUGGACAAGAUUAACUCCAGAGGAUAAGGCUGCUAUUCGUAAGGAACUUAAUGAAUUUAAAAGCUUAGAAAUGGCUGUUCAUGAUGAGAGUCGACACUUGAUAAGAUUCCAUAAACCUUAACAUGCGAUAUAAAUAUAUAUAAAUAUAUGUACAUAUAUUUUUAACUUUAUCUUUGGAUGAAGAUAAUUUGUUGUGACCAGUUAAUUUAGUUCUCAUUAACUGCUAAAUUGAUUAAGGAAAACACUGUGAAGAGAUUAAAUCAAGGAACCAUUUAACUAUCAUUGGAACCAUCAAAAUCUUAAUCAUUUACCAAAUUCGACCCUCGAGUUUUUUUUUAUCAUAACAAGAAAGUAAAAUGGACUUUCCUUAAUUGUGAUCUCUUUGACAACGAGGAUUCUCAACAAAUAUCCUAAAAAUGUGCCAACGACUUUUUCUUAUAUAUACUAUAUUAUAUCAACUGUAUCUAAACAAACAAAAAGGCCAGUUAAUUAGUUAAUUAUUAAUUAAUUUAUUUGAUUGGGGAAGAGAAAGAGAAACAAACUUACUUUUGUAACAAUAGUAAUAACAAUGCAAGAGAAGCGCUAAAAUUGAAAAGACGAAAACUGUGAUUUGCGAAAACGCAACAAUUAAACAAAAAAAAAUGCAGACCGAUUACAAAGAGCAACAAUUAAUAGAUCAGCUAAUUAACACACAAUAAGAAUCAUUUAAAUCAAAUUAAAAUUUGAAAGUAAAAAAUUAAGCCCCAAACAAAUGAAAAGGAUGAACGGACGAGGAGAAACAAUCAAUUUUCAAUGAUUUCGUUGAUUAAGUUGUCCUGUUAUCUUGUUGUGUAUUAUAAUUAUUAUUAUCUUUGUUAUUAUUAUUCAUUGUGAUUAUUUCAUCUCCUCACUCUGUAAACCACCCACUUCCGCAUCUUCAAUCCACUUCCUGAAGUCCAUUUCAUCAUAUGUGUUUUUUUUUCAUCACAUUCUAAAAAUUUUUGAUUCUUUUAAAUCCAUUCAUCAUCUUUAUCCUCUUCUCAACUCUGAUAUCGACUUCAUUGAUGACAAGUUUCAUUGAUUCUUCCAAAGAAAUGAUAAUAAUUCCAUUAACUGGAUUUACUUGAUUGUAACUUUUAACUGUAUCUGAAUGAAAACAAUGCAUUGUAAUAUUUUUAUCAAACUAUUAUAUCUUCAAUCAAAGAAAUUAAGACUGAGGAAGCAAAAAGAAACGAUAAUUAGCUAAUCAUCUAAUUGUUUUUCAUUCAUUUUUAGUCUCAAUAUUACCUCAUGUUCAUCAUUCCCAUCAAUUAAUAUGUAAUUCAAUCCAAAUAACAAUCAACUAAUUGUUGGUUUUAUUUUCCUUUCUCUUUCCAAAUCUUAAUCAUUUUCUAAAAUCUCUCCAAAUGAAAUAAUGAUUUUAAAGAAAUACAAAACAAAACUGAUUCCACUUUACAAGAGUAAUUCCAAAUCAACUCUUAAUUGCUGGCACAAAUUAAGAACAAUUAAACUUGCAAUCAAGUUCAAAUUUCGUAAGAAA
Molecule: messenger RNA, 2431 nt
Organism: Panonychus citri (citrus red mite)
Lineage: Eukaryota; Metazoa; Arthropoda; Arachnida; Trombidiformes; Tetranychidae
Product: phosphatase and actin regulator 4-like
Exons: 5
Coding region: 161-1033 (290 amino acids)
Biological process (GO): actin cytoskeleton organization
Molecular function (GO): actin binding
Source: RefSeq, a predicted model, not a curated record